Molecule: messenger RNA, 1002 nt
Organism: Knipowitschia caucasica
Lineage: Eukaryota; Metazoa; Chordata; Actinopteri; Gobiiformes; Gobiidae
Source: the annotation of a GenBank genome assembly
AUGAGUGAACUGGACCAGUUACGCCAGGAGGCAGAGCAGCUCAAAAACCAGAUACGAGAUGCCCGUAAAGCUUGUGCAGACGCUACGCUAUCACAGAUCACAGCUAAUAUUGACCCUGUUGGCCGAAUCCAAAUGCGUACAAGACGAACGCUGCGGGGUCAUUUGGCUAAAAUCUAUGCCAUGCACUGGGGAACAGAUUCUAGGCUGUUGGUCAGUGCCUCUCAAGAUGGCAAACUGAUUAUCUGGGACAGCUAUACCACAAAUAAGGUUCAUGCCAUUCCACUUCGAUCCUCCUGGGUCAUGACUUGUGCAUAUGCACCUUCAGGAAAUUAUGUGGCCUGCGGUGGUUUAGACAAUAUCUGCUCCAUUUACAACCUGAAAACCCGCGAGGGGAAUGUACGCGUGAGCCGUGAGCUCGCCGGACAUACAGGCUACCUGUCUUGUUGUCGUUUUCUUGAUGACAACCAGAUUGUUACGAGCUCUGGUGAUACCACUUGUGCACUUUGGGACAUUGAGACCGGGCAGCAGACAACCACGUUCGCAGGGCACACAGGUGAUGUCAUGAGCCUGUCUCUGGCCCCCGACUCUCGGUUAUUCGUCUCUGGUGCUUGUGAUGCUUCAGCCAAACUGUGGGACGUGCGAGAGGGCAUGUGCAGACAGACCUUCACCGGCCACGAGUCCGACAUCAACGCCAUCUGUUUCUUCCCUAAUGGAAAUGCAUUUGCCACGGGGUCAGAUGAUGCCACCUGCAGGCUGUUUGACCUGCGCGCUGAUCAGGAGCUCAUGAUCUACUCUCAUGACAACAUUAUAUGUGGAAUCACUUCCGUCGCAUUCUCAAAAAGCGGCCGUCUGCUUCUGGCCGGAUAUGAUGACUUCAACUGUAACGUGUGGGACACGCUAAAGGCUGACCGUGCCGGAGUGUUGGCUGGGCAUGAUAACCGUGUUAGCUGCUUGGGAGUUACUGAUGAUGAUCUGGAAUUGAAGCCUGAAGAUGUUCAUUAA